Messenger RNA from Hemibagrus wyckioides, 1486 nucleotides. RefSeq names its product autophagy related 3 (gene atg3). NCBI's taxonomy places the organism in Eukaryota, Metazoa, Chordata, Actinopteri, Siluriformes, Bagridae. Gene Ontology annotation, cellular component: cytosol; cytoplasmic ubiquitin ligase complex. The record is from RefSeq and is a predicted model, not a curated record. Gene Ontology annotation, biological process: autophagy of mitochondrion; autophagosome assembly; nucleophagy. The transcript has 12 exons. The coding region runs from base 144 to 1082 and encodes 312 amino acids. Gene Ontology annotation, molecular function: Atg8-family ligase activity.
GAAGUGACAGUCGGAUGACUGAAGUCACGUGAUUUUUGAUAUGCGCUACCUAAACAGAAAAUCCGUAAACAGUAGCUGUACUUAGAAAACUCAAAACAUUUCGUGCACCAAGGGUUUCGGCUCGGUGGUAGUACAUUUUAAUCAUGCAGAACGUCAUCAAUUCUGUGAAAGGCACAGCUUUAGGGGUGGCUGAGUUUCUAACGCCCGUCCUGAAGGAAUCCAAAUUUAAAGAAACUGGAGUUAUAACACCUGAGGAGUUUGUUGCUGCAGGAGAUCAUCUAGUUCAUCACUGCCCCACAUGGAAAUGGGCAUCAGGAGAAGAAGCAAAGGUGAAGCCAUACUUGCCCAAGGACAAGCAGUUUCUGUUAACCCGUAAUGUCCCAUGUUACAAGCGUUGUAAACAAAUGGAGUACUCUGACGAGCUGGAGGCCAUUAUAGAAGAGGAUGAUGGUGAUGGAGGAUGGGUUGACACUUAUCAUAACUCUGUGACUGGAAUGAUGGAGGCAGUUCGUGAAAUCUCGUUGGAUAACAAAGAUAAUAUGAAUAUGAAUGUGCACUUGGGCAGUGGAAUUAGUGAUGAUGAUGAUGACGUAGAAGCAGCGGAUAUGAAGGAGUAUGAAGAAAGUGGACUUUUGGAAACAGAUGAGGCGACUCUUGACACAAGUAAAAUGGCAGAUACAGCUAAGUGGAAGGCUGAGGCAAGCGGAGAAGAUGCCAUUCUUCAGACCAGAACCUAUGAUCUAUACAUAACUUAUGACAAAUACUAUCAAACUCCUAGGCUGUGGCUUUUUGGAUAUGAUGAGGAAAGACAGCCACUCACUGUUGAUCAGAUGUAUGAGGACAUCAGCCAGGAUCAUGUUAAGAAAACAGUCACCACUGAAAACCACCCACACCUGCCUCCUCCUGCAAUGUGCUCUGUGCACCCAUGCAGACAUGCCGAAGUGAUGAAGAAGAUAAUUGAGACUGUGGCUGAAGGUGGUGGAGAGCUUGGGGUUCAUAUGUAUCUCCUGAUUUUCCUGAAAUUUGUGCAAGCUGUUAUUCCAACAAUAGAAUAUGAUUACACAAGACACUUCACUAUGUAAGGUCCCAGGAUUGCAGCUGGAAUACUUCAUAAAAGAGAGCUGUAUGGAACUGCAGGCAGUGGCCAGCAACACAUUUACACAAGAUGAUUUAAAUAAUUAAACAAUGUUAUAUGACUUUGCAUGGGUAAGAGGGCUAAAUGAUUAAUUGUUACAUUAUUCCCUGAUGUAACUCCAUAUUCUCUGGAAAUGUUUUGCCAUUCUUUAGGGCAAAUUCUGUCUUGCUUGCCUCAUGUUGGAAAGUUUUAUGUUUACACUGGAUUCAAACACCACCACUAACCACUCUCUUAUGUAUUACUGGUGAAAAACUGCUUAAAAAAUAAUCAUGCUAACCAACAUAACUUCUGCUUGUUGCAGCUUCUGACUAGGUGUGAAAUAAAACACGUAUUAAAAGUGUUGCACCUGUU